Coccinella septempunctata (seven-spotted ladybird) is the source of this 457-nucleotide messenger RNA. RefSeq lists its product as uncharacterized. NCBI's taxonomy places the organism in Eukaryota, Metazoa, Arthropoda, Insecta, Coleoptera, Coccinellidae. The transcript is spliced from 2 exons. Bases 18 to 428 code for a protein of 136 amino acids. The record is from RefSeq and is a predicted model, not a curated record. Gene Ontology annotation, molecular function: odorant binding.
GUUCCAAUCAUAACACAAUGAAGUCGAUCUUGUUAUCAAUUUCCUUCCUGGUGGUCAUCUGCAAUGUAAGCAGCUUGAAGCUAGGAGUCGAAGGCAAAAAUAUUGAAAAUUGCGAAAACGGCAACGUAACCAAUGCGAAGCUUCCAUUGCCAGCAAAGAACAGCGAAGGUUUCGCCCUGUACAUGCUUUGUUUACUCAAAGAGAAUGACAUCAUCUCAAGGGAUGGAAAAAUCCAGAAGGAAGUCGUUAGGGACAAAGCUGUCAACGGUAUUGGCGUAGGCUCAGAAGAUGUUGAGAAAGCAGUAGAGUGUGCAGUUCAGAAGGACGAUGAAAAAGACACUGCCAUUUCUUUCUUUAAUUGUGUAGAUCCACUGGUGAAAAAAAAUAAACCUUCUAAAACUUCAACCUCAACACCCCCUAGGGAUUAGAAGUACCUAUACCUAGACGUGUGAAAGAG